AUGAUAAGGAGAGGCUUCCAGGUGGCAGCAAGACUUGGCCACCACAGAGCUCCUCUUGGGGCCCCUGGUAUCCUGCCCAGGGUCGCCCCGGCCUCUGCAUUUGGAUCCUCCACAGACUCCCUGGUCUCAAGAUUUUGUCCAGAGAAGACAGACUUGAAGGAUUAUGCCCUUCCCAAUGCCACCUGGUGUCCAGACAUGCUGAGCUUAUACCAUGAAUUUCUGGAGAAGACCAAAUCCGGUGGCUGGAUCAAACUGCCCUCCUUCAAAUCCAACAGAGACCACAUCCAGGGACUCAAGCUCCCAUCUGGGUUGGUAGCUACUUCAGACAAAAGUGACUGGCGCAUCUUCACCAGGUGCAUCCAAGUAGAAGGACAAGGCUACGAGUAUGUCAUCUUUUUCCAGCCAUCCAAAAAGAAGUCCAUCUGUCUUUUCCAACCAGGCCCCUACCUGGAGGGGGCUCCAGGAUUUGCCCACGGAGGGUCUCUGGCAGCCAUGAUGGACGAGACCUUUUCUAAAACUGCCUACCUGGCUGGAGAGGGGCUGUUCACACUAAGCCUCAACAUCAGAUUUAAAAACUUGAUCCCUGUAGGCUCUCUGGCUGUACUGAAUGUUGAAGUAGAAAAGAUCGAGGACCAGAAGCUUUACAUGUCCUGCAUCACCCAGAGCAGAGACCAGCAGACAGUCUAUGCCAAGUCCUCAGGUGUUUUCCUUCAGCUGCAGCUGGAAGAAGAGUCAUCCCAAUAACAGUCACUAUACCUUCCAGAGGGCCUACCGCCGGCUGCCCUGCCUGCCUGGGACCUGCCACAGAGCAGGGAGGGGUCCCCAGCAGGCAACUGGAAAAGUGAGGGAAAGGGUACUUUCCUCUGAGUGAAUAAAGUCUCACAGCCCCAUUCUCA
Molecule: messenger RNA, 896 nt
Organism: Cynocephalus volans (Philippine flying lemur)
Lineage: Eukaryota; Metazoa; Chordata; Mammalia; Dermoptera; Cynocephalidae
Gene: THEM5
Product: thioesterase superfamily member 5
Exons: 6
Coding region: 1-744 (247 amino acids)
Biological process (GO): long-chain fatty-acyl-CoA metabolic process; cardiolipin acyl-chain remodeling
Cellular component (GO): mitochondrial matrix
Source: RefSeq, a predicted model, not a curated record